This is a messenger RNA of Lucilia sericata (common green bottle fly), 1945 nucleotides long. RefSeq names its product probable citrate synthase, mitochondrial (gene kdn). The transcript has 5 exons. Gene Ontology annotation, biological process: carbohydrate metabolic process; tricarboxylic acid cycle; citrate metabolic process. The record is from RefSeq and is a predicted model, not a curated record. Gene Ontology annotation, cellular component: mitochondrial matrix. Lineage: Eukaryota; Metazoa; Arthropoda; Insecta; Diptera; Calliphoridae. Bases 272 to 1663 code for a protein of 463 amino acids.
GUUGUGUUUGUUGUUUUUGCUUUUUCUGGUUGUUGUGUACAUUUUUUUUUUUGGGGGUACUUGCUGUUUUGCCUUUCGCCGAACAUUUCAGUCAGCUUGUGGAGCUCAACGGCGGCGUUUGCUUCUUUUACAUUAAAUUUGAUUUUUCUGUAACAGAAAAUAAAAGUCCUCUCCUGUUUUUCAAAUUGGUCAUAUACACUGCGUUCGUGUAGUGUAUUGUGUUGUUGUGAAUUUUUUAUAUAAAAAAAGUAAAGUGAUUCUUUAAAACACAAUGAUCUAUCGUAUUACAUCGCGUAAAUUGCCAGAAGCUCAGAAAUUGAACGCUUUCUUGGCUCAAUAUGUACGUUUCAUCUCAGCUGAUUCCAGCUUGCGCGAUGUGCUCGCCUCAAAAAUUCCCGCUGAACAAGAGCGUGUCAAGAAUUUCAGAAAACAAUAUGGUGCCACUAAAAUGGGUGAAACCACUAUUGAUAUGAUGUACGGUGGUAUGCGCGGUAUUAAAGCUUUGGUCACAGAAACCUCUGUCUUGGAUGCCGAUGAGGGUAUUCGUUUCCGUGGUCUUUCCAUUCCCGAAUGCCAAAAGGUAUUGCCCGCCGCCGAUGGUGGUGCUGAACCCUUGCCCGAGGGUCUCUUCUGGUUGUUGAUGACCGGUGAUGUGCCCACCAAGGCUCAAGUCAAACAAUUGUCCAAGGAAUGGGCUGAACGUGCUGCUUUGCCACAACACGUUGUCACCAUGUUGAACAAUUUCCCCACCACCUUGCAUCCCAUGUCGCAAUUCUCGGCUGCCAUCACUGCCUUGAAUCAUGACAGUAAAUUCGCCAAGGCUUACUCAGAGGGUGUCCACAAGACCAAGUACUGGGAAUACGUGUACGAGGACAGCAUGGACUUGAUUGCCAAAUUGCCCGUAGUAGCUGCCACCAUUUACUGCAACACAUACCGCAACGGCAAGGGCUCCAAAUCCAUCGAUCCCAAUUUGGAUUGGUCCGCCAAUUUCGUCAAGAUGUUGGGCUAUGACAAUCCCCAAUUCACCGAAUUGAUGCGUCUCUACUUGACCAUCCACAGUGAUCACGAAGGUGGCAAUGUAUCCGCCCACACCGUGCACUUGGUUGGUUCCGCCUUGAGCGAUCCCUACCUCUCCUUCGCUGCCGGUAUGAACGGUUUGGCCGGUCCCUUGCACGGCUUGGCCAACCAAGAAGUCUUGGUGUGGUUGCGCAAAUUGCAAAAGGAAGCUGGCAACAACCCCUCCGAAGACCAACUCAAGGACUACAUCUGGAAGACCCUUAAGUCUGGCCAAGUUGUGCCCGGCUAUGGUCAUGCUGUACUCCGUAAGACCGAUCCUCGCUACACCUGCCAACGUGAGUUCGCCCUCAAGCACUUGCCCGACGAUGAACUCUUCCAAUUGGUAUCCAAGAUCUACAAGGUCGUGCCACCAAUCCUAACUGAAACCGGCAAGGUUAAGAACCCCUGGCCCAAUGUAGAUGCUCACUCCGGUGUUUUGUUGCAAUACUACGGCAUGAAGGAAAUGAACUACUAUACCGUAUUGUUCGGUGUUUCCCGUGCCCUCGGUGUCUUGGCUUCCCUCAUCUGGGAUCGUGCUUUGGGUCUACCCAUUGAACGUCCCAAAUCCUUGUCCACAGACUUGCUCAUGAAGAUGGUUAAGAAGUAAAUUUGGAAUUCGUGUAGUUUAAUUAACAGCAACAACAACAAUAACAACAAAAACCAAAAACUAUUUCUAAACAACAACCUUACAACAACAACAACAAACAAAAAGUAUCAUAAAAAAUUACAUUAUUGCAAAGAAAUGUUAAAUUUUAAUUAAGAAAAAAAAAGAAAAUUUAUUUUAAAUUUUCUUUUCUAAUUAAGAAUCAUAUAUUUUGAAUGUAAUGAGAGGAUUUAACAACAACAACCAUAUUUAAGAGAAGCAAACAACAUUUGAAAAAAAAAACAA